Eriocheir sinensis (Chinese mitten crab) is the source of this 949-nucleotide messenger RNA. RefSeq lists its product as uncharacterized. Bases 38 to 643 code for a protein of 201 amino acids. The transcript is spliced from 3 exons. Gene Ontology annotation, cellular component: extracellular matrix. NCBI's taxonomy places the organism in Eukaryota, Metazoa, Arthropoda, Malacostraca, Decapoda, Varunidae. The record is from RefSeq and is a predicted model, not a curated record.
UCGGCAUCAGUUGAGAUCUUCUUCAGCCAUAGGAAACAUGUCUCUCAAGAUCGUCUUGCUGUCCGCCCUCGUGGCCGCCGCCCUCGCCCGUCCCGACAGCACUCCACCGUCCUAUGGCGCUCCAGCCCCCUCCUACCACGCUCCCGCGCCCUCCUACCACGCCCCCGCUCCCGAGUCGCCGCCCAAGUACGACUUCAACUACGCCGUGAACGACGACUACUCCGGCAACAACUACAACGCCCAGGAGACCCGCGACGGCUACAACACCCAGGGCACCUACUACGUGCAGCUGCCCGACGGCCGCCUCCAGAAGGUCACCUACUACGUGGAUGGCGACUCCGGCUACGUGGCCGAGGUCACCUACGAGGGUGAGGCCCAGUACCCCGCGCAGAGCUACGGAGCCCCCGCCCCGUCCUACGGCAAGCCCGCCCCAUCCUACGGUACCCCUGCCCCAUCCUACGGCACCCCCGCCCCAUCCUACGGCACCCCAGCCCCAUCUUAUGGGACACCCGCCCCGUCUUACGGUACCCCCGCCCCGUCCUAUGGCACCCCCGCGCCAUCUUAUGGUACCCCCGCCCCAUCCUAUGGAACCCCGGCGCCAUCCUACGGCACCCCCGCCCCCUACAGGCCAGCCUACCAGUGAGGUCCUGGGCAGUAUUUAUAAUGAGUGAUUAUGGGAACCAUCCGUAUGAGUAGUUUUCUGUCAUACGAAUGAGUCAUAAAAUCACUCAAUAGUGCUUCUCUUGCUCAUAACAGAGGUGACUGCAGUUGAUGAAAGGAGUCCGACACAAUGUACGAACAUUAUAUUUUAACACACGUUAAAUUAUUAAAAACGCUUGAAAAAUAAGUAUAAUGAGUUGUUAUUUACAUGCGGGCUAUAUAAAUUAAAAUAUGCUGGUUGUGUAUUUAUAGGAAACAAUUCAAUAAACAAUACCCCGUAACACUGAUU